This is a messenger RNA of Monomorium pharaonis (pharaoh ant), 1540 nucleotides long. Its product is annotated as NF-kappa-B-repressing factor. Gene Ontology annotation, molecular function: nucleic acid binding. The transcript has 7 exons. Bases 1 to 1422 code for a protein of 473 amino acids. Lineage: Eukaryota; Metazoa; Arthropoda; Insecta; Hymenoptera; Formicidae. The record is from RefSeq and is a predicted model, not a curated record.
AUGAACGAGGACUGGGACGUGGAGCAGCACAAGGUGGAGUACGAGUCCGACGAGCACUGGGAAUUGCGACGUAAAUUUCUGCUGGCCCACAAGAAUAAGUUCUCGGAGGAUAUGCUCGUUUGUUUAGCCCAAGUGUUCGUUAAUGUUGAACUGUUAGGAUGCAGGUAUCCACAAGAAACAAUGGACCUGGUGAAGGAAUUAUCGGAGGAGGUUGCGGCCGAUUAUAGAGAAAAGCAAAAGAAAAAGUUACAAAGAACUUUCGUGCAAGCGUCAGAUGCAGCUAGUUCUAAGGUGAAAGGAUGCACUGCUAAGACAUCUACUGUCACAGAAGAAUCUAUGUCGAACACACCUAAUCAAGUACCACACACAGUCAAUCUUAAUCAAUCACAGCCAAUCACAACCAGUCGAUCUCGUAAAAAGCGCAAUUCCAGAAAGAAUGAAAAGCUUGAUACUAAAAAGUCACUCCCUACUGCUACAAGAGAAUCUAUAUCUAAUAUGAUAAGUUAUAACUAUCAGUCUUGCAAAAAUUCUGAUAAUGAGGAAGGCCCAUCUAAAAGAUUAAAAACAGAGGAAAACGUAUCAUUUAAAGAUAAUGAAGAUCAUCCAUAUGGAGAUUUUGUUUUAUGGGAAAGGCCAGGUGACAAUGCCCAAAGUAUAUUGGAAAUGUCAGCUGCUGUAUCCGGCAUGGCCUUAACAUACAAUUGCACUAAGAUACCUGAAAAAGGCUGGGAAUGCUCUCUCAGUCUCUCAGAGAAAUUAAGUUGCAGCAUCAAUACCAAUAAGAAAGUUGCCAAAAAAGAAGCAGCUAUCAUUGCAUUAGAAAAAUUACAAAAAUACUGUUAUACAAUUAAGGUUAAACAAGAAUUAGGUACAAACUCAGACAUAACUGUAACGACAGACGAAAUAAAGUCUCAAGAAUCUCUCGCCGACGAUGGAGAUUGGAAAGGAUCUAAUACCAUUGGAAAUAAAUUGAUGAAGAUGAUGGGUUGGGCUGGCGGUGGUCUUGGAAAAUCAGAGCAGGGUAUUGUGGAACCCAUGUCUGCAAUGGUCAAGACACAAAUAAACCGAGAAGGUCUAGGCCUAAAACCAAAUUCUCAUAAGGCACAAAGCGGCGAAGUAAAAACCAAAUGUCGAAAAUUGUUUAAAAAUCUUUUACAAAUGGAUGAUUGUAUGCGAAAUGAAAUUGUGUUCUUGGAUUUUUCUAAGGAAGAUAGAAAGUUGAUUCACGAAGUUGCACGAUCAAUGGGCCUUAAAUCACGUAGUUACGGUAAAGAUCAACGAAAAUUGAUAGUCUCACGUAAGAUUAACACAUUGGGUCUGAUUAAAGAACUGAUCAGUCUUGGUGGAGCCACUGAUAAGUAUGAACUGAUAAAACCGACAAACGAAAAAUUUGUUUCAUUGCCAGCUUCCUCGAAUAUUUAAAUAUGAAAAAAAUAUGUAUAUAUAUAUAUAAAUGUAAAAAAAUGUGUUCCAAAUGAUAUCUUCUGUGACAUUGAUGUAGUAGUUUGGAUUGUAAAAUAAAUGCAUAACUUUUUUUUUA